This is a messenger RNA of Lontra canadensis (Northern American river otter), 1667 nucleotides long. RefSeq names its product single stranded DNA binding protein 4 (gene SSBP4). The record is from RefSeq and is a predicted model, not a curated record. Gene Ontology annotation, molecular function: single-stranded DNA binding; protein binding. The transcript has 18 exons. Gene Ontology annotation, cellular component: nucleus. NCBI's taxonomy places the organism in Eukaryota, Metazoa, Chordata, Mammalia, Carnivora, Mustelidae. Gene Ontology annotation, biological process: positive regulation of transcription by RNA polymerase II. Bases 224 to 1468 code for a protein of 414 amino acids.
GCGCCCGCCAUCGCCCCUUUAAGAGCGGCGCCCGCGGGCGGCAGGGAGGCGGCAGGCGGGGGCGCGCGCGGCGGGAGGAGGGGGCGCGCGCUUCCCGGAACAGCCCGCGCUGAGGGAAGAGAGGAAGAAAAUAAAACCCGUGGCUGGAGCUGAAGCUGGAGCUGCCGCCGCUGCCGCCGCCGCCGCCGCCGCCUUGACAGUCUGGAGCUCCCCCGCGCGGACGAUGCCCACGGUGCCCGCGCGGGGCUCGGGGCGGUUGGCGCUGUAUGUGUACGAGUACCUGCUGCACGUCGGUGCCCAGAAGUCAGCCCAGACCUUUCUGUCCGAGAUCCGAUGGGAGAAGAACAUUACGCUGGGGGAGCCCCCAGGCUUCCUGCAUUCCUGGUGGUGUGUGUUCUGGGACUUGUACUGUGCAGCACCUGACCGCAGAGAGGCGUGUGAGCACUCGAAUGAGGCCAAGGCCUUCCAAGACUACAGUGCUGUAGCGGCCCCCAGUCCCGUGAUGGGGAGCAUGGCCCCCAACGAUGCGAUGGCAGCAGGCCCCAUGGCCCCCAGCUUCUUCCAGGGCCCCCCUGGCUCCCAGCAACCCCCCCACAACCCCACCGCCCCCAUGAUGGGGCCUCAUGUUCAGCCCUUCAUGUCACCGCGGUUCCCAGGGGGCCCCCGGCCCACCCUGCGGAUGCCGAGUCAGCCUCCUGUGGGGCUCCCCGGCUCCCAGCCCCUCCUCCCUGGCGCCAUGGAACCCUCCCCGCGUGCUCAGGGGCAUCCUAGCCUGGGCCCGAUGCAGAGAGUGACACCUCCACGGGGCAUGGCCAACAUUGGACCCCAGAGCUAUGGAGGUGGCAUGCGGCCCCCACCCAACUCCCUCGCCGGCCCGGGCCUGCCCACCAUGAACAUGGGCCCUGGAGUGCGAGGCCCCUGGGCCAGCCCCAGUGGAAACUCGAUUCCCUAUUCCUCCUCCUCCCCCGGCAGCUACACGGGACCCCCAGGAGGAGGUGGGCCCCCUGGAACACCCAUCAUGCCCAGCCCUGGAGACUCCACCAACUCCAGCGAGAACAUGUACACCAUCAUGAACCCCACUGGGCCGGGCGCCGGCAGGGCUAAUUUCCCGCUCGGCCCUGGUCCCGAGGGCCCCAUGGCGGCCAUGAGUGCGAUGGAGCCUCACCACGUGAACGGAUCCCUGGGCUCGGGCGAUAUGGACGGGUUGCCGAAGAGCUCCCCCGGCGCCGUGGCCGGCCUGAGCAACGCCCCGGGCACCCCGCGGGACGACGGCGAGAUGGCGGCCGCCGGGACCUUCCUGCACCCGUUCCCGAGCGAAAGCGUAAGCGACUGCGUCGACUCCCCCCCCCGCGGCGGCGUCGGGCCGGAGGGGCCUGGCGGGCAGGCCCCGGCGGGGCGGCCAGGGGGCAAGAGCAAGACCGUGACCGCGGCGGGCCAGUACUCGCCCGGGAUGACCAUGAGCGUGUGAUGGGGCAGCAGCCCCUUGCCCACUGCCGGCCUCGGCUUCUGCCCAGUGCCCCUGCCUGGGACCAAGGUCCAGGGCCUGGGGCAGUCUGCUGGGUGAGGGUCUGAGGUCACACCUCGGGUGACUGUACUCCAUCCAGUUCAAGGAUUGGACAGCUGGGAGGCCCCACACAAAGGACUCUCAUUUUAUAAAAAAAAAAAAA